AUGAGCAUAUUAUCAACGAAAAACAAAGACGAUUGUAUUUUUUGCCGAGUUACUGGAACAGUGUUAUUUGGGGGUGUAUCAUUUUAUUCAUUUUUAAAAUUUUUACAAGCAAAAAAAAAAACAGGUGAUAAAUAUUUUUUUGGAUUUAUGUUUGCAUGUUUUGGAAUUUUAUCAAUAUAUAGAGCAAGCACACCAGCAAAAAGUAUUAUACAAAAAACAAAAAAGGAAGAAAUUUAA
Plasmodium yoelii is the source of this 237-nucleotide messenger RNA. RefSeq names its product conserved Plasmodium protein, unknown function. The coding region runs from base 1 to 237 and encodes 78 amino acids. The transcript has a single exon. Lineage: Eukaryota; Apicomplexa; Aconoidasida; Haemosporida; Plasmodiidae. The record is from RefSeq and is a predicted model, not a curated record.